AUGUCUGGUACUACUGAAUCUCGCGACAGCCUGUCGUCCUUGUUCCGAAUCGAACAACUUCGUGAUGACAACUGGCUUCCGUGGAAGCGCCGUACAAUGGCGAUCUUAAGGGAGCGCGGUGUCCUGAAGUAUGUUGAUGGGACCUCGGAGAAGCCGAAGCCGGUAGACGCAACGACACCAACACCGGAAGAGAUGGCGGCAACCAAGAAAUGGAUCGAGGGUGAUCAGAAAGCCCAGACCGUUAUCGAGCUGCUGUUGAGCGACUCGCAGAUGAUACACAUCACGGACGCUACAAUGGCUGUGGAGAUGUGGAACCAAUUGAAGUUAGUAAAGGAGGCGAGUGGACAACUGGGGAUAAUGGCAUACCGAAGGAAAUUCUACCGCACAGUUGCCACAGAAGGCAGCAAUAUUGCGGCGCAUAUCAGGGAGCUCCGCCAGACACAGGAGCAGCUACACACAAUGGGUAGCAAGGUGUCGGAUGAUGAAUUUCGAAUGAUCCUGAUCACAUCGUUACCAGAGUCUUGGGACCAGUUCACAUCUGCAUACCUAGCUGCAACUAGUCAGAAGGACACGCUGCCGACAUCAUAUGAAUUAAUAGCCAUCUUGCUCGAAGAAUACCGACGCCGGCGAGAGAAAGGCGGUGCCGAUGAGUCUGCGCUGGCAGCGCGUGGGCGGUGGACCCAGCCGAAGAAUACCACACAGGGCAGAACGGACAGGAAGUCCGAUGUGGAGUGCUGGAAUUGCCACAAGUGUGGACACACUCAACAUGAGUGUUGGUCGAAAGGCGGCGGCAUGGCGGGUCAGGGACUGCGAAGCAAGAAAGGCGGCCGUGCGCAGGCGCGCACGAACCAGGCACAGUCAACGAACGAUGUGCUGCGAGAUGUCGCGUUCCGCACAGACGAGGUGACCUGUGCCGGGCAACAAUUUAGUAGUCAGUUCUCACGUUAUGACUGGCUAGCUGACUCUGGAAUGACAUCACAUGUUACGAACCUUCGUGACACGAUGACAGACUAUGUGCCGCUUGAGGCCUCGUCGAUUGCCGGGAUUGGAGACCAGAGUGCUGCUAUGCCGAGUGAAGAGCGCGCGAACAUUGCGUGCGAUGAUAGCGACUCGUGGGAGUUGUGGCACCGGAGAUAUGGACACCUGGGAUUCACAGGGUUAGAGAAGCUCUACAAGGAAAACUUGGUGGAGGGACUCACCAUUGAUGAAAACUCGAUGCCACUGACACAGUGCGAAGCCUGCAUUCAAGCCAAACAGGCGCGCCGUGCAUAUCCGAAGGAGGCAGAGGACCGAACCCAGAUGCCAGGCGAGCUGAUGCACAGCGACGUCUGGGGCCCUGCACGUAUAGCGUCGAUUGCCGGAUCGCGAUACUACUGCACACGGAGGUGCCAAGUACUGUUUAUGAAGCAUAAGACACUGCGCGGGAAAACUCCGGAAGAGGCAUGGACGGGCAAGAAGCCCAAUGUCGCGCACCUACAAGAAUUUGGGUCAGAUGUCUGGAUUCUGACGGAAGGCCAGAAUCUCUCGAAACUCGAGCCAAAGUCGAAGAAACACACCUUUGUAGGUUUUGCUGAUGGCCCGAAGGCCAUGCACUACUACGAUGUGGGUGUGCACUUGAUCCGAGUCUCACGAAAUUUUGUAUUCGCGGAUGUCCUGAACCCAGCAAGCAAUGUUCCUGUACAUCAGCUUGAUGACAGUGACAGGCUGCCACUCGAGGGGGAGUCAGGGGGAGCUGUCAAGCAGCAGCCUCCCACAUCUGCAUCAAAACCAGCAUCAGUACCUGUCAAAGCUGAUCAGUCUAACAAGAAACACGAUGGAAACCACAUUACGGAGGAAGACUUACCUCCCGAGAUGCAGGAGAGCAUGCGAGAGCGACCGACAUUCUUGCCUGCACCCCCGAAGAUCCCUCUUCAUUGUACGACCCACGCCAUGCAGGAUCAUGACUAUCGAAAGAUGGAUAACCCCCGCGUGCAGCCCGUGAAGUCACGCGAGCUGCCGGGAGUGCCGAAAGAGAACGCACUGGGUGAAAGUGCAAAAGUCGCUGUGAUGCCCGAAGAAUUCGAAGAGAUCGCGCAGGCACUGUAUGCGACAGCGCUGGCAUCGGGCGACAGAACGGCAAGUGCAGGAGAUGAACCGCGAAGCCUCGCGAGGCCCAAGCCUCUCCGGAAUGGCCAGAUGGAUGUCAAGGGAGCUUACCUGAAUGGAGACCUCCAGGAGGAGAUCUACAUGCGACAGCCGGAAGGCUUCGAUGACGGAAGUGGACACGUUUGUCGACUCCACAAGACGCUCUACAGACUAAAGCAGUCCGGGCACAAAUGGAACCGCAAGCUGCAUCGCGAGCUGAUGGAGCUCGGGUACAAGCGGCUGGAGGCGGAUCCAUGUGUAUACCUGCGGGAGCGAAAGGAAGGAGAAGUUCAGAUUAUCACGGUAUGGGUGGAUGACUUACUGUUAUUCACCAACUCUCCGAAGCUCAUGGAGGAGCUCAAGCGCGACCUGCAGGACCUCUUCGAAGUCACGGACCUUGGUGAGCCGCAGAAAUUUGUUGGGAUUGAAAUUGAGCGAGAUAGGGAAGCGGGAACACUUCAAAUCUCGCAACAGCACUACAUCAAGAGCAUUCUCAAGCGAUACCACCUUGAGAAUGCCAAGCUGUAG
This is a messenger RNA of Sparassis crispa, 2652 nucleotides long. RefSeq lists its product as hypothetical. The record is from RefSeq and is a predicted model, not a curated record. NCBI's taxonomy places the organism in Eukaryota, Fungi, Basidiomycota, Agaricomycetes, Polyporales, Sparassidaceae. Gene Ontology annotation, molecular function: nucleic acid binding; zinc ion binding. The transcript is spliced from 4 exons. Bases 1 to 2652 code for a protein of 883 amino acids.